This is a messenger RNA of Dentiscutata erythropus, 297 nucleotides long. NCBI's taxonomy places the organism in Eukaryota, Fungi, Glomeromycota, Glomeromycetes, Diversisporales, Gigasporaceae. The record is from the annotation of a GenBank genome assembly.
AUGUAGCAAGUAUUCUAAAUACCAAUGCCAUAGAAGAAGUUGGUGAUGCAGAUAAAGUUGGUGACAUGGCUGCUAUUGAUAAUGAUGAGAUAGGUGCUGUAGCCAUAGUUAAUCCAGGUGUAAUGGUCAAUCUAGCAGUAGAUCUCGCAGGUGUCGUGGUAGAUCUCACAGGUGUUGUGGUGGAUAUUGCAGGUGUUGUGGUAGCAGGUGUUGUAGUGGAUUUAUUACGUCAUGCCGUGGUAGAUCUAUUAAGUGCCAUAGAACUAGAUGUAGGAAUAGGUAUAAUUGGCAUAGAAG